AUGUUAUCUGUAUGGGAUGAUCCAAAGCUGGAGGCCGGCGAAGAGAUCUCGCCAGAACUCUUUACAGCAAUUCAGCAGUCAUGGUGUUCGGUAAUCGUUUUUUCACAAACUUAUGCCUUUUCAAGUUGGUGCUUGGAGGAGCUUGCUGAGAUUGUUAAACAACAUAACAACGACGGCCAUAAAGUGUUUCCAAUUUUUUACGAUGUUGAUCCAUCUGAUUUAAGAAGACAAAAAGAGAAAGUGGAAGAAGCCUUCGCUAAACAUGAAAAGAGAUACAGAGAAGAUAGUGAGAAGAUCCAAAGGUGGCGAAAUGCUUUAAUUCAAGUGGCUGGAAUCAAGGGAUGGCAUUUAAAUAACAGGUAA
Molecule: messenger RNA, 363 nt
Organism: Gossypium raimondii (Peruvian cotton)
Lineage: Eukaryota; Viridiplantae; Streptophyta; Magnoliopsida; Malvales; Malvaceae
Product: TMV resistance protein N-like
Exons: 2
Coding region: 1-363 (120 amino acids)
Biological process (GO): signal transduction
Source: RefSeq, a predicted model, not a curated record